AUGACAGGAUCUCAGUCUGACACGCAGUCGGAUGCAAAUCAAGGUUUCAGCGCAGUGGCAUGGCCUGGGGAGAUCAGCAGCGCCCGGCAUGGCACGUCGUUCCUUUUUGACAAGGAGACGAUGUCCAAUGUGAUAGGUGCCAUGAAGUCAACGCCACCUGUCGCGCUAAUACCCUUGCAUGCCACUUCCAUUGUCUUCUCGUUGCCCGGGCACAUUGCCUUCGAGCUAGGUGAAGGUUACCUCUUUGGCUUCCAGAAGGGCCUCGAGCUGGCCUUCGUUGGGAAAGCCGUGGGAGCACUGGCAGCCUUUGGUGUUGGUCGGUCAGUGGGCUGCUGUCAAGAGGUGCGCGAGUCACUCAGACAGCGAAUGGAGUCUUGGCCCGUGGCGACGAAGGCAGCCAAGAGUGUAGAGCAGGGAGGGCAUGCAUCCGUCUUCCUUGUCAGGAUAGCACCGCUCCCUUGCGUAGUCAAGAACUACGCCUUGUCCCUGCUCACGGACAUUCCGUGGGGCAUCUUUGUGCCAGGGACCCUGCUUGGACUUCUGCCGACCACAGCUGCCCAUGUUUACGCAGGUACUCUUGCACCCACGUCGGCAGAGCUCAUGAGCGGACAAGGAGCCGCGAUGAAGGUCGUGGCAGCGGCAAGCACCAUGGGUGGCGUUGCUUUCCUGGGUUUGUUGGCAGCGUACUGCUUGCAACGGCGAUUAACGGAAAAGCACGAGGACGAGGAAGAGGUUGAAAAGGAGCUGCCCCAGGUAGUUGCGAGGCCUGGGCAGCAGAAGGACGUGGAGACAGUGAAGCUCUUCCGGCCUCAGAAGCCCAUCGAUGCAAUGGUCAAGCCUUUCUCCGUGACGGGCACCCUGAGCCACAGCCUUCAAGUGCUUGACCAUUUGUGGUCCUGCGUGGGUUCCGGCAGCGUGCCUGGACAGGAGCUGUUUCGGUUUUGUGCCUGUCGGCGGACGUUUGUAGGGCUGCUUGAGCGAAUCCACGGUGCGGCGAGUGGAUGCUGA
Symbiodinium sp. CCMP2456 is the source of this 1008-nucleotide messenger RNA. Lineage: Eukaryota; Dinophyceae; Suessiales; Symbiodiniaceae. The record is from the annotation of a GenBank genome assembly.